AUGAGAAUCACUCAGCCACUUCUCUCCAAGGGCUUCCUUGCCCGUAGCAUGGAGGAACUGAGGCGUCGAUCUGGCAUAGCCUGGAAGCUCGAAGCCGUCAAGGGCCCCAUCGGUCCUCGCCCUUUGUACGAUUUCCACUCCCAAGAGUCGGUGCGCGAUUGCAUUGUUAUGGGCGACAGCCUCAUCGGCGGCUCUUCGAAAAGUCAUCUCGACUUUGUUCACCGCAAUGAAGCGAAGCCAUCAGAGGACAAGAAUGACUUGCCAUCGUCACCUCCUGCCUACGCCCGCUUCUACGGCCACAUAUCUACCUCCCUCCCUAGCGACCGCCCCAGUAUCCAGCGCAGCGGCUACGCUGCCUUUCGCACCCCCGACAUGUCCCCAACAGUAUUUGGCAAGUCUGUUUGGGACAUCGACCCUUACUCCUACCUCGCCAUGCGGAUCAAGUCCGAUGGCAGGGCCUAUUUCAUCAACCUGCAGACCGAGGCCGUCGAGCCCACGGACCUGCACCAGCACCGCCUAUUCGCAAAACGCCCCGGCCAGUGGGAGACGGUCAUGGUCAAGUGGAACGACUUCGUCCGGACUAAUCACGGUUUCGUAAUCGAGCCGCAGACGGAGCUGUUGAGGCAAAAGGUCAGGAGCGUCGGGAUUGGCUUGACAGACCGCAUCGAAGGACCAUUCGAACUGUGUAUAGACAAGGUGUGGGCAACCAACGAAGUCACGGAAGGGGCCACCGUUGUCGUCUCCGACGAGAGCAAGCUCAAAAAUCGAAAGGGGGAGAGGAUAAAAUGGUGA
Messenger RNA from Drechmeria coniospora, 792 nucleotides. RefSeq names its product Complex I intermediate-associated protein 30. Gene Ontology annotation, biological process: mitochondrial respiratory chain complex I assembly; mitochondrial electron transport, NADH to ubiquinone. The record is from RefSeq and is a predicted model, not a curated record. Bases 1 to 792 code for a protein of 263 amino acids. Gene Ontology annotation, cellular component: mitochondrion. Lineage: Eukaryota; Fungi; Ascomycota; Sordariomycetes; Hypocreales; Ophiocordycipitaceae. The transcript has 2 exons.